AUGGAUUCUGAGGGAUCUAGUCCUAGCACCGAUCUUGAUGUCAUUGCCCCACCGAGUUGGAACACAGACACCCUGGCCAGACUUCGAGGGUCACCACUUCCUGCUACGUUAGAAAAGACAAGUUCCCAAGAACAAGAAGUCGUGCAUGUUUUUGAGGAUGCUACACGGAUGGACGAAAGAGUUGAUUCUGCAAAAGGAGUCGUAAGCAAAAAAUACAGUACGACUGCUCAUACCGAUCCCGUGACGGGUGCUGAAGUAAAGAUGACAGUACUGGAAAUUCAAGAAGAAGGAACUCCUGUCGCGGUACAACGACCGCCCAGUAUGUCCAGUAUAACAAAGACAAAGACUCUUCCACCACAACAACAGGUGGAUAGAGAUACAACACCAAAAAGAACUUCUACUAGAAGAAGCACCUUCAAAUGGGGUAUCGGCUUACCGUUUCUAUCGUUUUCGCUUCCGGUAGAGGCGUCGAUGCUAUCUCUCGCCCGUGCUAUUGCCGUAGCAGAACGUCAGGAUGGUCACGAUUUUGAAAUAGUGCUUCUAGGACCACGGACUGGCGCAGUGGAGAAAAUGUGGUCUUUCCCACGCGGUUGUGUUACUGGACUUAUUUAUGAUUAAGAUUAGAUUUGGUUGUUGUAAAUUUAAAUUUUUUAGAAGUGAGUCCUGUCGUGUCAAGUAAGAAAGUUAGCUUCAGCGCGUGGAGUCAGAGGUUAGAUGAAUAUGGUUAUAGCUUUUAUCCAUCUUUCUCGGCACCUUGGACUCUCAUGAAAUACAAGGGAAAUAAGGGGGUAGAGAUGAGGGGGCCAUGAUGGGCUAAGGCUGAGUCUAAUUAGAGGCAGAGCUUCGCCCAGCUGCUCUAAGUCUAGUGACGACUACUAGCAUCACGCCUUUAAUGGCAUUGCUCUAAUAUUCCGGCGGUUUCUGCACGACUACCUCCACCAAGGAGAGGAGAUCGGACGUGGACCAGCACAGUGUGAAGAACAACAACCAGCGCAACAAGGGGAAUGAAUCCCCUCCCACACGACCUACAACAACGACUCGGCAUCUUUUUUGGUGUGCUGAGAAGAGUUGCAGCAUCGGAUCUGGAGUAUCUGCAAGGCUAGCCUUUGCUUUCGACUUUCUCGCGAAUGAGAGGAAAGUCGAUCUGAUUGCAAAUUUCGACUCGGACUUGUUGUUGCAGCCUGAUUUGUUUCCGUGGAUGACACGUCUAUAUCGUGCGACGGCAGGCACGCGAACGCUCUAUUCCGGAUUUAAAAGUUGGUUUUUUGGCCCGCCUUUCGGGCCAAACUUGAUCUUCGAUCCGAAAACCUACACACAAGUCGUGCGUCACGGCAUGCGCAAGAGCUGCCGUGCGAAACAAGAGCCAAGAUGCACUCAGUGGGAUAGUUUCGUGCUGGAAGCUUUGUUGUCAUCUACACAUACAUCACCGGACAAGGAAGUCGCUUCUCCGAAGAAAGCUGCAGGAGUACGCCGUAAGGGACAGAUGAAAGCUACACAAGAAGGAACGUCGGAGGUACAACUAUUAUCUUCAUCCCAGAGUACUAAAGAAGUACAAGAACUAGAGACGAGGAAAAUCAAUGGGUGGAAAAAUGCUGGUAUCGGUAUCAAGGCUAGGAAGCAUGCACCGGCGACUCCUGUCGUCGCUAACCAGGAAAGAAUAAACCGUGCGCAUCAAGCGAGACUUGCGACAAGCGUCCUACAACGAUCUAGAGUGCCACAAAAACGUCGACUUGUCGAAGCUGCUUCAUUAGCGCGUCUGCCCCGAAGCGUCGCUGCCAUGAAUUUACGGCUCUCUCAACAUCAUCAAGCAAUUUUAAUGUAAAUUACACUUCUAUCAUAUAGUACUAUUACACUUCUAUCUGCCCGGAUGAAGAUGCUAGUAGUAGUUGUACUGUACACUUGUCUACAGCUUCAUGAAAGGCAUUUCUCAGAUCUACGAACCGAAUCUCUUGAAUCUAGGAAAGUAGAUCUGGCACUAGUAGGGCCACCACUGCGAUAAUUAGUUCGCUUGGUGUAUGCGCUUGGGUUCGUAUUUACUACACUUGUCGACUAACUUUUUCCCUGUCCACCUACCUCUAAUGAACAGCAUCCCAGUUUUCGGUCUAUGCAAGCCAUCCGAAAGCAGCGACGUCCUCCAUUUGCGGACACGGACAAACAAAGACGCAGUCUUACACCUAAAUAACGAAAACGCGGUUCAUUUUGGUCUGGACCCGUUCAACGCUGCGAUACUAGAUUAAGACUGGAUUUUGUUUGAGUUUACUUAAGACAGUAUUACUUCUAUCCAGUACCAGUAUACAUAGAGUGAAGACGUGCCAAAUGAAUUAUUGGGAAAUCAAUCUCUUAGUAGACAUGAAAGAGUCUGGGCAUGAUGAUCAUUACCAUAUCACACAUCAGGAUCACCAGCAUAGCAAGGAAUUUAGAAUAAAGUUCAAGUCUCUAACUUCCCAUCCUAUCAUCUUCCGAACAAGCAGACCCGGAACAACAUGGUAGUAGUAGUCGAGCUAGAGCGUCCCAGAUCUUCCAUUGGGCAGAGGAUAUGUGGGCCUAUGACCCACAGAAGGGUAAGGACCUUGACGACUGGACAGAGCACCUCCAAUCUGUAGCUAAAAUGCGAAGACUCGCGAAACCCAUUCCGAUUUCGUAUGUUGAUGUUGAGACGAACAAGUAGGUGCAAAAGACGGGAGUGGGUGUGUAGCUCGUCUGAGAAGAAUGUUUUUUCAACGAACAUAUUGUAGAAUGAUAAAAACUAGACUGAUGUUGGAUUCUAGAGCAGCAAGCUAGACAAAAACCGUGCCAAAUUGACCGAAAAAAGCGGUAUGUGUGCCACUGCGCUGUACUUGCUCAGAUGGCAAAAAAUCUCCAGGUUCACGUCAUCAAAUCAAAAAAAAAUUUAGCAAUGCAGAAAUGAAAUUGCAGAGUCAAAGAUCCCACACAUG
Messenger RNA from Amoebophrya sp. A25, 2936 nucleotides. The record is from the annotation of a GenBank genome assembly. Lineage: Eukaryota; Dinophyceae; Syndiniales; Amoebophryaceae.